AUGCGUGUCUUCGUCACAGGUGCCGCUGGCUUCAUUGGACGCGCCACCGUCCAAGAACUCGUCAAAAACGGUCACCAGGUGCUUGGUCUCGCUCGGAAUGAUGCCCACGUCGAAGCCGUCACCAAAGCGGGUGCAGAAGCGCACAAGGGAGAUUUGAGUGAUAUCGAGAGUCUAAAGAGCGGUGCAAAGGCCGCGGACGGUGUCAUUCAUCUCGCCUUCAUCCAUGACUUUAAAGAUUUUCCCGGAGCCUGUGCGACGGACCGAGCAGCCAUUGAAGCCAUGGGGGAAGUGCUGGCCGGCACGAACAAGCCGCUCAUCAUCGCUUCCGGCACGUUGGGUUUGCCCAAGGGAACACUGGCCGUCGAGGACACGGAACCCGAACGGGACAUCCCCAUGUCCGACCGCGUAAAGUCGGCGGAUUUGGUCUACGCGCUAUCCAAGGAAAAGCAUGUGCGCGGCGCCGUGGUCCGAUUCACACCGACGGUCCACGGCGCAGGAGACCCAGGCAUGCUCCCGCGAUUGAUCGACAUGUACCGCCAAAAGGGCUCGGUUGUUUACGUUGGUGAUGGAUCGGCUCGAUGGCCCGCCGUCCAUCGAGAUGAUGCUGCGGUUCUGCUUCGUCUUGUGCUGGAGAAAGGCACCGCGGGCGCCACCUACCAUGCCGUUGCUGAACAGGGCGUACCGAUGAAAGACAUUUUGACCGUGGUCAGCGAGCAUCUGCAGCUGCCGUUGAAAGGUCAGUCGGUGCAGGAAGCCAUGGGGGCUGUUGGCUUCUUCGCCCAUUUGCUCGGCAUGGACAAUCCCACCUCGAGUGAGAAGACUCAGAAGGAGCUGGGAUGGCACCCUACUCAACCGGGUUUGGUUGCGGACUUGGAAGCGAACUACUUCUCUUGA
This is a messenger RNA of Letharia columbiana, 894 nucleotides long. RefSeq lists its product as uncharacterized. The transcript has a single exon. The record is from RefSeq and is a predicted model, not a curated record. NCBI's taxonomy places the organism in Eukaryota, Fungi, Ascomycota, Lecanoromycetes, Lecanorales, Parmeliaceae. The coding region runs from base 1 to 894 and encodes 297 amino acids.